AUGAUACGAGGUAUCGGAAUUUCACCAUCGUUUAUCUUCAAAAGAUAUCAAUCAACAGGCAUUGGUAAAAAUGGUAUCUAUGUGAUCGCAUUACCUAUCACUACCAAGAAAUCAUAUAUCUAUUGCCAUCAUAAACCUUCAUUAUUAUCGUCUACACAAGCCAGAAGUUUCCCUUUAAUAACUAAAUUGGAGAAUAAAGCUACAGCUUUAGUUUUGAAAGGUUGGUCCAAAUUGAGCAAUUCUAAGAUUUCAAUUAACGUUAAAGUAACUAAUUUUGUAAGAAAACUAUUGAAUUCAAUUCAUUAUGAAGAAGCUUGCUUGAGAUCAUUCCCUUCAAGGAAGUCAAUGAUCAGAGAAAUCAAUGAAGAAGCUUUGAAUAACAUCUCGGAUAUGACUGAUAAAAAUAAUAAAUUGAUCCAAACUCAAAUUGAUGAAUUGAAUAUCCCCUUAAAUCAGAUAAAGCCAAUCCCAUUAUUCCAUCCUAAGUUUAUCAAUACGACUAAUAUCAAUAAUCAAUUGAAUGCGUUCAAAGAUGAUGCUUAUUCUAAUCAUUUGAAAUAUGCUAUAAUAUGUGGUAUUGGGAUUCCACUUUCCUUACCAUUUGCUUUAGUUCCUGUAGUUCCUAAUGUUCCUGGAUUCUAUAUCGCUUACAGAUUUUACUGUAAUGUUAAAGCAUUGAUGGGUAUCAAUCAUUUGAAAUAUUUAUUAGACACCAAAGAUGAAUCUAAACACUUGAUUUUUGAAAAAGCUCCCAAAAUUGAUGAUAUUUAUAAAAAGCAUCUUAGCGAUAAGGAAUUAUAUUUUGAGGAUAUUCAAGAAGAUGAAAGAGUUAUCAUAUCUAAUGAAAUAAUUGAAGACUUAACUGAAGAAUUGAAUUUACCUGAACUCACCGAAGAUUUGAAAAAAGCUUUCAGACAAGAAACUCUCAGAUUAAAUAAAAACAUCAAAGUUGAUGAUUUAGUUCAAUAA
Messenger RNA from Yamadazyma jaroonii, 969 nucleotides. Lineage: Eukaryota; Fungi; Ascomycota; Pichiomycetes; Serinales; Debaryomycetaceae. The record is from the annotation of a GenBank genome assembly.